Molecule: messenger RNA, 2121 nt
Organism: Scomber japonicus (chub mackerel)
Lineage: Eukaryota; Metazoa; Chordata; Actinopteri; Scombriformes; Scombridae
Gene: ehd4
Product: EH-domain containing 4
Exons: 8
Coding region: 132-1772 (546 amino acids)
Biological process (GO): endosomal transport; endocytosis
Cellular component (GO): plasma membrane; cytoplasm
Molecular function (GO): calcium ion binding; protein binding; GTP binding
Source: RefSeq, a predicted model, not a curated record
ACACACACACUUUCCUCCGCUCAGCCUGAAGGACGCACUGAGCAGCCGGAGCAGAGAAAACAGGAACAUUUGGAAAUAUCGAAACAGGGAAGUUGGAUCUGAGCGUGAGUGUGUGAGCAGGAGGAACAGUCAUGUUCAGCUGGGUGAAGCAGGAGCAAGGUGGACGCAACAAGGAAGGAGAGAUGUACCAGACGGUGACGGAGGGGCUGCAGACCCUUUACACCAAGAAGCUGCUGCCGCUGGAGGAAGCUUACCUCUUCCAUGACUUCCACUCUCCGGCCCUGGAGGCCGCCGACUUCCAGAGCAAGCCCAUGGUGCUGCUGGUCGGCCAGUACUCCACCGGGAAAACCACCUUCAUCAGGUACCUGUUGGAGCAGGACUUCCCGGGGAUGCGGAUCGGACCGGAGCCGACAACGGACGGCUUCAUCGCGGUGAUGUACGGCGAGAACGAGGGCGUCGUCCCCGGCAACGCCUUGGUGGUCGACCCCAAGAAGCCCUUCAGGAAGCUCAACGCCUUCGGAAACUCCUUCCUGAACAGGUUUAUCUGCUCUCAGAUGCCCAAUCAGGUUCUUCAGAGCAUCAGCAUCAUCGACACUCCCGGCAUCCUCUCUGGAGAGAAGCAACGAAUCAGCAGAGGUUAUGACUUUGCGGAGGUUCUGCGUUGGUUCGGAGAACGCGUGGAUCGGAUCAUUCUGCUGUUCGACGCUCACAAACUGGACAUUUCUGACGAGUUCUCCGAAGCGAUCCGAGCCUUCAAAGGCCAAGACGACAAGAUCCGAGUCGUUCUCAACAAGGCCGACCAGGUGGACACGCAGCAGCUGAUGCGGGUGUACGGCGCCCUCAUGUGGUCACUUGGGAAGGUGAUCAACACUCCGGAGGUGGUGAGAGUUUACCUCGGUUCCUUCUGGGCCAAACCGCUGCAGAACACUGAGAACAGGCGUCUGUUCGAGGCGGAGUCUCAGGAUCUCUUCAGGGACAUUCAGAGUCUCCCGAGGAACGCGGCGCUCCGUAAACUCAACGACCUCAUCAAGAGGGCGCGGCUCGCCAAGGUGCACGCUUACAUCAUCAGCUACCUGAAGAAGGAGAUGCCGUCUCUGUUCGGCCGUGAGAAGAAGAAGGAGGAGCUGAUCAUGAGGCUGCCGGAGAUCUACACCAUCCUGCAGAGAGAGCACCACAUCAGCCCCGGAGACUUCCCCAACGUCGCCAAGAUGCAGGACAUGCUGCAGCACUACGACUUCAGUAAGUUCCCGUCUCUGAAGAUGAAGCUCAUCGAGUCGGUGGACAAGAUGUUGGCCACAAAGAUCGCCGUGCUGAUGUCCAUGAUCCGCGACGAGGAGUCCAAGGCUCCGCCGGCGAUGGUGUCGGGCGGCGCCUUCGAGGGCUCCCAGGACGGGCCCUUCGGUCAGGGCUACGGCGAAGGCAUCAGCGCCGGGGCCGACGCCGAGGACUGGAUCGUGAGCCGCGACAAACACCGCUACGACGAGAUCUUCUACACGCUGAUGCCCGUCAACGGGAAGAUCACCGGCGUCAACGCCAAGAAGGAGAUGAUGAACUCGCGGCUGCCCAACACGGUGCUGGGGAAGAUCUGGAAGCUGGCCGACUGCGACAAGGACGGCAUGCUGGACGACGAGGAGUUCGCUCUGGCUCAGCAUCUCAUCAAAGUCAAACUGGAGGGAUACGAGCUGCCCAGCGAGCUGCCCGAUCACCUGGUGCCCCCCGUGCACCGUAAGAACCCCACCGCGGACGCCAUGUACAACCACAGCGAGGACUAGAGCUGCACCCGACGCUGCUGCUGCUGCUGCACCCGACGCUGCACCCAAAGAGACUGACUGAGCAGAAGCAUCAACGUUUGUGCUGCUGAUGUUCAGACUGACAGAGAAACACAUCAGCUGAUCUACCUGCUCCAGAAGGUCCAACCUUAAAUAUACAGAUAGAUAUAUAAAUAUAAUAAAUAUAAUAAAUAUAACAGGCCAGCAAACACUCAAAUUCAGUGUCAGAGGAUUUUAGUACUUUUUAUUUGGUCAGAUUUGAUGUAAAGUAAAUGUAAAUGUGGCCUCAUCGUAUUUCACUAACUCUGCUUUUAUCCUGAUAUUCAACCUCUUUAACUUUCAUUCUUCUUUU